This is a messenger RNA of Penicillium griseofulvum, 1101 nucleotides long. RefSeq lists its product as uncharacterized. Gene Ontology annotation, molecular function: DNA-binding transcription activator activity, RNA polymerase II-specific. Gene Ontology annotation, biological process: regulation of transcription by RNA polymerase II. NCBI's taxonomy places the organism in Eukaryota, Fungi, Ascomycota, Eurotiomycetes, Eurotiales, Aspergillaceae. The transcript is spliced from 2 exons. Bases 1 to 1101 code for a protein of 366 amino acids. The record is from RefSeq and is a predicted model, not a curated record.
AUGAAGCUCGGCCAUCCUGCACCAACUGCGCCAAGCGCCAUUCCGAAUGCAGGCGACCCAGUACCGGCACUACGUUCAUCCUUGAGUUCUACUCCAGGAACUGGAACAGGGGAUCCCCUCGGAAUCCUGGGUCAACUCGGCAACGAAAAUGCCGCAACCCCAGGGGGGCCAUCACUGAACCUUCAAGACCUGGAAUUGAUGAUACAGUGGUGCAACACGACGUUCCACACACUGUCGCGUAACGAGAUAACAGAUCCAAUCUGGCGCAAUAUAGUGCCCGAAGAGGCUCUCUCGCACCCAUUUCUCAUGCACGGUAUCCUGGCCCUGUCAGCGCUGCAUCUCGCUCGAACGGGGCCGGAUCCGACCCGUCGCGCGUCAUAUCUCAAUCGCGCCGUCGGUCACCAGAACCAAGCGCUGGCGCUGUUCAGGGAGCUUCUGGGUGACGUAACAGAGAGUAAUGCCAAGGCGAUGUUCGCCUUUGCAGGCAUUGUGGUUAUUUACACGUUUGCAUUCCCGCAUACGCCGGAUGUGCAGGAUCCGUGGUCCUGCAUCGACGAUUUGUACCAAGUUCUGGUUUUGACGCGCGGCGUGCAGCAGGUUAUCCAUUCGCCGCGAAACUUUACGGAUUUUCUACGUGAUAGUUCUUUUGGACCGAUUUUGCGGACUGAUGAAGUUGAGUCUCCGAUUCCUGAGCAUGCGGUUGCUAUGCUCAAACAACUGCGCGAGGCGAACCAAAUCUGCGGGUCACGGGAUGUGAAUCACGAAGUGCACGUUUAUGAAGGGGCCAUUCUGAAUCUGGAGGAAAUGCUCAGUUGGUGUUACAGCGGAAUCAGGGCAACUACGAUUGCCGGGAGGUUCGCGAUCCGCUUGAAACCUCGGUUUAUGGAGUUGCUGCGUGAACGAGACCCUUUGGCGCUAGUUAUGCUAGCGCACUAUGGUGUGCUCCUGCACUAUUUGGAGCAUCGCUGGUGCUUUGGAGACUGGUGUGUUAGGGUCUCGAAGGCUGUGUGGGCAAUACUAGAUGAUCGGUGGAGGCCGCUGCUCCAGUGGGCAAUGAGAGAGACUCUCGGUGUUAACUUUCUGGAACAGGUUAACACUUAA